AUGAAGCUUUUCUGUGCGAUUGUUGGUGUGGCGGGUAGCGUGUUCUCAGUGCGAGUGGACGAGAGCGACUCGGUGGAUGACUUGAAGGAGGCGAUCAAGGCGAAGAAGCCGAACGACUUCAAAGAUGUCGAUGCAUACAAGCUGCAGCUCUUCCUGGCGAAGACGGAGAAAGGCAACGGGGCGUGGCUGACGGAAAAAGACGUAAAGGAAGGUGUUAGCGACACGAGUGAUUUGAAGCUGCUGGGAGCGGCGCAAGCGAGGCUACGGCUUGUGGGGUUGUCGGAUAGGGAUGUUGGUGGAGUGGAUGAAAAAGAAGCAGCAGAAGGGAGAGGCCCUGUGAACGUGGUGGUGGUAGCACGGACGCAAAUUUUGGGCAAACGCACUCGAUCUGAUGAAUGGUUUAUCGACCAGAUUCGAACGAAGACAAACCGAGUGAGGGUGGAUGAUGACGAGCCAUAUCGCGUCACGACGUAUUUCGAAAUGGCUGGGUUUCCGCCGUUGGCGCAUCCGAAAACGAGAUUCACGAAGAUUAUGGAGAGGGACGCGUAUGUUGUGAUUUUCACAGAGUUAAUGAACAAGGCCAAGUUGUAUUUAGACAAAGACACGGGUGGAGAUUGCAGCAUGGUGGUGACGGGUAAUCCAGGCAUAGGAAAGAGUCGCUUCUACCUGUAUUGCAUCUUUCACCUUAUAUUUCGCACUAAGGUGGAGGUUAAGGAGCUUCCUUCUUUCGAUUUGGUGCUGAAUUAUGGCAAGAUAUACCACAAAUUCGAUGCUGAAAGCCAUAAGUUUAUCAAAGUGAACGACACUGAUAUAUCUGGUCUUCAGAGAGAGAAACGUGUGAUUCGGCUCAUCGAGGGGACUUCGUCGGAGCUCGCGGGUUGGCAUGGAAUUUCGAUUCUAUUUGCUCCGCCAGGAGUCAAAGGCAUCCAGAAUUUUUCAAAGGUCGACACAUUCAGGUACAUCAUGCCUGUAUGGACCCUGGCAGAGCUUCGUGAGUAUAACUCACUUCUCCAAGAUGACUUGAAACUGAGUGACGAUGUUUUGAUUUCGAGAUUCCAUACGUUUGGUGGGAUUCCCAGAUUCGUCUUCACCCAAAACGAGCCUGAGGAAACUGCAGAGUUGCAACGUGCAGUCGCUUCAUUCAGUGCUCUGCAGGUUAUAGCACUAGCCAGAAGCAAGUCAGUUGUGCGAGAAAAUAACUGCAGCCACCGUAUCCUUCAGAUGGUGCCCAGCGCAAAGGAUCUACGAGUGGAUUUCUAUUUGGAUUUUUUGUCCAACCAAAUCGCCGAGACGAUCAUUGACCAAGUGGACCAAGAAAGUUUCCAGAAAGUGGCAGAAUUCGCGGUUGCGCACGAUGGUGAUGACUCGGGAAGUACCUCCGUGCUUCGGAGCAAGAUUUACGAGUUGCUGUGUCAUAAAUGGUUUAGCUUGCCUAAGCAACACAAGCUGGUGCUGCGUCCGCUAGGUGAUGGACACGCCUCCGUUGACGUUUCCAUACCUAGGGAACUGAAAACGGUACGCUUCUUCCGUUUGGCCGACAUCAAAGCUGUUGAAAGCGGAGUCUACUAUUGGCCGACAUCAAACACGUUUGGUGCUCUGGGUGCAUUCGUAUUUGUCGGCAACGCAUGCUACGGCUUGCAGAUGACACUGAAUCGGGAUCAUGGAAUCAAGGCUGCACCAUUGAAUGCUUUUAUAAAGUGGCUAAAGGGCGUUGGUAUUGCGACAGAUCGCCUGUAUUUAACGUUCGUGGUUUCAAGCCACUUAGAAAGCGAAUUUAAGAAGCAAUCGAUCCGAACGGGUUCCGAUUCAGACUCGAAGCGACCAGGAGCUGCUGCCAAGGUCAACCAGUUUGUAGCUUCUUUGGACGUAAUCGUGGAACGCGGCCAAUGA
Molecule: messenger RNA, 1890 nt
Organism: Phytophthora infestans T30-4
Lineage: Eukaryota; Oomycota; Peronosporomycetes; Peronosporales; Peronosporaceae
Product: Crinkler (CRN) family protein
Exons: 1
Coding region: 1-1890 (629 amino acids)
Source: RefSeq, a predicted model, not a curated record